Messenger RNA from Medicago truncatula (barrel medic), 1674 nucleotides. RefSeq lists its product as uncharacterized. Bases 680 to 1567 code for a protein of 295 amino acids. The transcript has a single exon. The record is from RefSeq and is a predicted model, not a curated record. Gene Ontology annotation, cellular component: membrane. NCBI's taxonomy places the organism in Eukaryota, Viridiplantae, Streptophyta, Magnoliopsida, Fabales, Fabaceae.
UUCAAAGCUUUGAUGUGAUGUCAUUCAAUUUUGAAACCUAAUCAUUUGUAUAUGGUUCCCAGGUGGUAUAGGUUUACCUUCUCAACCAAACCCAUAAACAACAUACACUUCUUUAGAUCAUUCUUCAUCAAAGACUUGGCUUAAAAAGGAAUAUGAUAUAGUGGUAUAUAUUCAUCUAUGUUGUAUGAAGCUCAUGUAGCAAACAAGAGAGACAAGUGUUCUUAGGAGAUUCCAUUGUACCUUCUCUCAAAUCAAGUCUAUAUUCUAAAAAAGAUCCCUAAUUAUCACAACCUUAGUUGUAACAUCAACGUUUUUUUGUAUCUAUACGAAGAAUUUGAGCUACGACAUCAAGUUUUUUUUGUCUAUACAACCACAAGGGAACCACGAUUAAAAUUCGGCAAUCACAUUUGAUUGCGAUGCUCUCUAUACUCAAGGAUCGUGGCGCCAAAUUUGUUGCCAAAACUUGGUAGAGGAAGAAACCCAAAUUUGUUGCCAAAUCUCUCUGCUACCAAAUCAUAAGAGAAGAAACUCAAGUUUGCGGCGAAGAAAUUUUCCCUUUCACUUAUAAGUGUGAAAACACUAUGUCAUGAAAGCUUCAAUGGGUUUGUUUCAUAAAGCCAUUCAAGAAAUCAACAAUGGAGACACAAAAAUUAGCAUUCUAAGGUAACAUAUAUAAUUCAUGGGGCACCACAAAUGGUUGCAAAUUUCAUGGUUAUUUGUCUCUAUAAUGUUUCUAUCAUCUUUGGUUCAAAGCUCACAAACUUAUGAUCAUGAAUCCUUAGAAGACUUGCUUUGCAAGCAAGUGAACAAAGAUAUAGUAAAUCCAAAAACAGGUGUUUUCUACAACAUUUCACUUCCUUCUAACUACACAGGAAUGGAAGUUAGAGUUGUUAGAUUAAGAACAUCUUCUUUUUAUAAAAGAGGAGUGAAUUCUAGUUUCUUCAAUGUUCCACCACAUGUUGUGCCACAACCUAUUAGAAAAAGAAUGGCUAUACUAUAUGAAAAUUUUGGAAAUUGGUCUUCUCAUUACUUCAAUGUGCCUAAUUACACAAUGGUGGCACCUGUUUUUGGUUUUGUGGCUUACACUUCAUCAGGAAAUUCAUUCAUGGACAAUGAGAAGAUGAAUUUGGUCAUCACGCAAGGAAAUCCUAUUUUAAUUCAUUUUCAUCAUGUUAGGUUGCAUGAAAAAAAUGAUACACCAAUUUGUGUUAAGUUUAGUGAUAGUGGAAAUUUGGAAUUCAACAACAUGACUAAGCCUUAUGUUUGUGAAACAUAUGGAACAGGACACUAUACUCUUGUGGUUCCAAUUCCAAAAGAAUUAUACAAUAAGAGACAAAGUAAGAGAUUUACCAUAUGGUGGAUUUUAGGAUUUGUUUUAGGUUUUGUUGGGUUGGUUGUGUUGAUUUUGUUGUUGGUAACUUUAGUUAAGGCUGCAAAGAAGACGAGGAUAAAAAAAUUGGAGAGAAAUUCAGAAAAUGGCGAGUCUUUUGAUACAUUUUGGAUUGGUGAAACUAAAUUGCCUUUGGCUCCAACGAUUAGAACACAACCUGUUCUUGAGAAUGAUUGAUGAUGUUUUUCAUUAUUAAUGUUAGUUAAUGGUGGUUCAAUUUCUUACUUUGUUUUGUAGUGUUAGCUUCAUGCAAAUUAUGAAUGAGUGCUUUAAUUAUUGAUGUA